AUGCUCUCGAGUGGCCACCCGUGUCUAAGAAGGCGCCUUUCUGCCGUCUUGGACACUGUCGCGGCCGGCCCCGAAGAUCCUCUCCUCUUCCUCUACCCCCGAUGGGCCGCCUCUGCCCUGCAGCAACGACGACCGAUCGCGUCCCUGACGCCCGCGGCAGCUCCAAUAAAAGGCAAUCGAGCUCCUAGCAAUUCGCUUCGUGCCACAAUUCCUUCGUAUGCAUCCCCUUCGUCAUUUCAUCCCCAGACCACCCGAUGGAGCUCCGCCGAUGCGACGAGUCGAUCUCCCAACAGCUUCGCUCCAAACCUGUCCACACCUGCGAAAGAUAGUGCAAGUUUACCGGGAGAUGGGGCUGACCGAGAUGCCACUGAGUCAAGCCAUGACAUCAUGGGAUUUCCCGUGGGACUGUCACGGGAGUCCAAUGGUUUUCUCGAGACCGCGUCCGAUGUCUCCGAAUCACAUAGACGUCGUGGCAAUUUAAGUCGCAGGGAACUGCGACAAAAACGGCUGACAGGCCAGAGGCAAGCAGCCGAUCAUACUCACGAAACAGAACCGGGGACGGAGUUCAAGUCAAGAAAGAUCUUGAUAAGCAAGUUAUCCGUUCGAGACAGGAGAAAGCUCCGGUAUGGAGAUUAUGUGAGAAGGACCCGUGGACAGGGCCUAUUUGGAGGCUCUAUGGAUGGAUGGAAUGAUAUGAAGGUGUUAUUAGAGGAGGUGCAGAACGAUCCUCGUACGGAGCCCAAGAAAAGCACCAGAUCCAAGGAGCUGCAAAUCCCCGAAGAGACGGUAGCGCUUCUUGCUGGUAUCAUGGAUACGAGUAUGAAGGAGAAUAUCUGGUACGUGCAUGUACGGAACGGGUGUAAGGUACAAAUCUUGCACCCGAGGGAGGGUGACGGAGCCAACCGUAAGGCCAUCUUGACCGGAUCGGAGCACGUAAUGGAGCUCGUCGAAGCACGUAUCAGAAGUGCUCAAACUGCACAGGAUUCUGGAGACCCUCUGGCCGAUAUUAGGAAGCCGCCGGUCCCCAUGUUCAUGGAGAGAGAAGUCCUCUCACGCAAAAACAUUCCAGCUCCAUUGAUUCGCGGAGUUUGGAGCUGGCAGCGCCAUGCCGAAGUACCACUCACGCUUAAGGAUGUCCUUGCGUUGCGCUCGUCUCUCACUUCCGUGAAAGAAUUCGCGGAACGUGUUGAGGAUUUAACGAGCGCACGCGGGCCACCUACUCUUGGUGCUCUAGCAUCUCGGAAUCAAAAAUGGGCACCGCAUGCCAAUCAGAUCUCCCGCCUGCUUUUAGACCUCUUUCGGCAUGGUCAGCAGAUCAUAUCUACUGCUGCGCUGAAUCGAGCUUUGGAGUAUUUGUGUGAGCACGAACAACUCAAUGCUGCUCGAUAUGUCUUCCUCAAGGCAGAGCAUGUCGCGACAGUCGAUACUUACAAUGUUCUCUUGCGGUCUGCGGCACGGCGUCACGAUACUUGGGCGUUUCGCAAGUUCUUGAACUUGAUGCCUCGAGCGAACAUUCGUCCCAACCCAAAUACAUGGCUUGCGUUGCUAUCGGCUCUGACCACUUCCAAUGCCAAGGCGUCACUCAUUACACAUAUGGUGCAGAACGGCUUCAUGACUGAUGUCAAGGUGAUUCGAACCGCCCUUCAACUGACGAUUCAAGACUCGCUCCUUGUACACCUAGAAAGCGGGCAGGACGUUGAAUCAUUCGUCGCUCUUAUGGAGAAGACUCACGGUGCGGGUUGGUUUAGUUCAUCCCUUCUUGGACAAAUGGUCAGCGUAGCAGCGCGCUGCCAGAAUUUUGCCGCCGUGGACGCGCUAUUGAAGAUUUGCGCCGAGCAAAGCUUUGAGGUUGACAGCUCUAUCCUCAAUCAGAUUUUGCCUAUGUGCCGUGCCAACAUCCUUACUGCACUUCACUACACAUACGAAUGCGCCAAAUUUCCUUCUUUCCGGUUUGUGCCUCAAAUAUGGGAGCGUCUGUUUCUCAUUGCAUUCAAAAGCCAGCACUACAACAUCUGCCGAGUGCUGUGGCGGUAUGCAUGCAUGGACGGAUCGGUGACCAGCGACAUGAGGAAAACUGUACUCGGCUCAUUGACCCGCAACGCGUCAUAUAAGAAGGGCAAUCAAAUGAGUGAAAUAUGGCGUCUUGACGCCGGCAAGAUUAUCGUCGGCAUGGACGUCCACUUCGAGGAUUAUAGGAUCCGGAAAUCCGUCUUGAAAAAUGUCCCUUCAGAAUUCCACGAUAUGCCUCUAUCGUUCCUCUCAUCUGGCUACAAGCCUCAUGGCGAAGACCGUCUCCACCAGCUCCAGGUGGCCAAAUACCUCGUUGACCGUGACAUAAGAUACGGUGCCUCUACCUACGAACCCAUCAACUCUGUUUCUAUUAUGCUCCAAGCCGCGGCUGUCAUAGACCGUGAGUGGAAGGGCAUCCCGCGUCCCUUGACGUGGAGAUUACAAAACGCCAUCCACGUGCCAAUCCGUCGCAACCAGAAUUGGCACCAAAAAAUAUAA
Molecule: messenger RNA, 2508 nt
Organism: Penicillium longicatenatum
Lineage: Eukaryota; Fungi; Ascomycota; Eurotiomycetes; Eurotiales; Aspergillaceae
Exons: 1
Coding region: 1-2508 (835 amino acids)
Molecular function (GO): protein binding
Source: RefSeq, a predicted model, not a curated record